CUCGUCCCAGAGCUUGUCAGGCAGUGCUGGAUGAAGCCAGACUCCUCCACCUUUUCACUCCUUCUUCUUGCUGGAGAUCUGCCUGCCUGCUGCAUACCUGGAGAGGAAACAUCAUCUCUGGCCAAAAGGAAAAGUCUUUAAGGAAAAGGAGCUUUAAAAUGGGUCCGUUGAGUUCUAAAAACCCCAAAGCCAAGCAAGCCCAUAUUCUUCUUCUGGGACUUGACUCUGCUGGGAAGUCUACUCUCCUUUAUAAAUUAAAGCUUGCUAAGGAUAUUGUGACCAUCCCAACAAUCGGUUUCAAUGUGGAGAUGAUUGAGCUGGGAAAGGGUAUUUCACUCACCGUCUGGGAUGUUGGAGGACAGGAGAAAAUGAGAACCUUGUGGGGCUGUUACUGUGAGCAUACCGAUGGGCUGGUGUAUGUUGUGGAUAGUACUGACAAACAGCGACUGGAAGACUCCAGGAGAGAAUUCGAGCACAUUUUGAAGAAUGAACACAUAGAAAAUGUGCCUGUGGUCCUAUUAGCCAACAAACAGGAUGUGCCUGGAGCUCUGACUGCCGAGGACAUCACUAGAAUUUUCAAAGUGAAGAAGCUCUGCUGUAACCGGAACUGGUAUGUGCAGCCCUGCUGUGCCAUCACUGGGGACGGACUGACUGAGGGGUUCAGGAAAUUAACCGAAUUUGUGAAAAGCCACAUGAAAACUAGAGGAGACACGUUAGCAUUCUUCAAGCAGAAGUGAGGUCCAAGCAGUGAAAGAGACAUUGAUGAAAAUGAAAGAGUAAUUUUCCCCCCACACCAAAUGAGAAAAGCAAGUUACCGAGGUGGCAAACUUUUCAUGAGACAUUAUCUCACCUAAUUAAGUUAAACAACUCAGAAUAAUAUCUGUAAAAUAUUAUUUUUGGCCAGGCACGUUAGCUAACUGUGUGGUAAUGAUAAUUGAGAAUGAAAAAUUUACUAUUUUGUGCUUGUUAGAUGGUUCAGAAUAAUUAUAUUUGGGAUCAAAUAAAUUAUUGCUUUAUUAUUUUUAUAUGACUACUAGAACAAAUUUUAAGUAAACUGUCUGCUAAUAGAGUCAGAAUUCUUUCAGAUUGUUUUCAGCUGUUACAGGUAUUAAAUUUCCACCACACUCCUAUGUAAUAUCUGGAUAGUAUAAAAAAUGAACUUUAAAUUAUAGAGAGGAAAAACUUUGAUGUUACCAUUUUGUAAAUCCCUAUCUACCCCCUAUAUAAAGAUUUUCUUCUGGA
This is a messenger RNA of Pteropus alecto (black flying fox), 1242 nucleotides long. It is a transcript of the gene ARL14, whose product is annotated as ADP ribosylation factor like GTPase 14. Gene Ontology annotation, cellular component: cytoplasm. Gene Ontology annotation, biological process: intracellular protein transport; vesicle-mediated transport. The record is from RefSeq and is a predicted model, not a curated record. Bases 159 to 737 code for a protein of 192 amino acids. The transcript has 2 exons. Gene Ontology annotation, molecular function: GTP binding; GTPase activity. Lineage: Eukaryota; Metazoa; Chordata; Mammalia; Chiroptera; Pteropodidae.